Molecule: messenger RNA, 682 nt
Organism: Bipolaris sorokiniana ND90Pr
Lineage: Eukaryota; Fungi; Ascomycota; Dothideomycetes; Pleosporales; Pleosporaceae
Exons: 3
Coding region: 66-575 (169 amino acids)
Biological process (GO): protein lipoylation; glycine decarboxylation via glycine cleavage system
Cellular component (GO): glycine cleavage complex; mitochondrion; cytoplasm
Source: RefSeq, a predicted model, not a curated record
AGCUUCCCUCGAUAUACCUCUGAAGCUCUCGGUUUUUUCUUUCUCUCGCUACAUUCACUGAAAAAAUGGCCGCCCGUCUCUCCAUCGCCCUCGCCGCCUGUCGAAUCUCUUCUGUGGCUGCAAAGAGACCCUCGCUAAUUGUGUGUCCGAGGUGGCAGCAGGUUGCUCAGAAGCAACGGCUAUUCUCGGUAUCUGCCGCACUCAAGGAGAAGAGAUAUACAGAGGACCACGAGUGGAUUGAGCUGUCCGCUGAUGGCAAGACAUGCACUCUGGGUAUCUCAGAAUACGCAGCCAAAGCCCUCGGCGACGUUGUCUACAUUGAGCUUCCACAGGUCGACAUGGAAGUGGCCGAGGGCGACGUCAUCGGCGCCGUUGAGUCUGUAAAGUCGGCUUCGGACAUUCUAACCCCCAUCGCUGGUGUUGUUUCUGAAGUCAAUGAGGCAUUGGAGACUACGCCAGGCAAUGUGAACAAGGACCCCGAGGGCGAUGCCUGGGUUGCAAAGAUCACUGUGUCAGCGGAGCCUAAGGGCAAGACUAUGAGCAAGGAAGAGUAUGCCGCCUUUACCGAAGAGUAAAAUGCCCAAGGAAACAUAGGGACAGGCUAUAUGGUUAGAUAAUACAGGAUACCUGCGCACAUUCUUCAACAGGGCGCACCAAAUAUAACAUGAAUUUCACACCUUGA